UGCAAAUAUUUUUAUUUUUCUUAUCUUAGGGCUGUUGCACAGUCCCGCCCUCAGCUCCUCCUAAAUUGCGUACUUGUUUGGCGUGUCCAAAUUGAGCCAUAUGAGGUGAAUCCAUCCCAGAAAACCUUGCCCCGGGGGCCCCCUCAGGUAGAGCGAUGGCGAAGUCUCCCCUUCUCCGUAGUUAGGUCCCUCCCACAGCCCAUCACAGGUUCGAUUCUAGUUCUGGAUCCAAAGAAGGGCUAUCCUUCCGUUGGUUCCCUCCUCCCACCCCAGCUUUCCCCCCUUUCCUUUGUUAGUGUCAGCUAAAACUCGGAGACUCCGAAGUGGAAGAGUUCUCGGGCAGAGCCUCGGGCAGAUUUGGGGGUUUGGGGCGAGUCUAGUUAAGAAAGCUUUUCUUCUACACAUGCAGCUAUGCAAUAAAAUACUGAGGCUGACCAAGAAGCCCCAUAGCCCACGAAAGAGACCAGAAGAAAGAGGCUGCCCUAUCCAGGAGUCCCAGGGGGGCGCAGUCGGGGCUCAGUAGUUUCAUGGAGACCCAUGCUCCCCAGAUACAGAGUUUAGAGUCUUCAGGUUCGAUGCCCUACGGAGACCCGCAGCUAGCCGAGGAGGACCCAGUUCCAAGGACCCUUCGACUGGGAGGGAGCGGCGGCGGAAGCGGCCACAAUUGCCCGGACGCUCUGACUCAGAGUCCCCCCUCUUCUCCAAAUGGCAGCCCCCAGCUCCCGGAAAGAGAUGCCAGCCUCUUGGAGCGUGAGCUGCUGGAUGCCCGCCGCUGCUUCCGCGCCCGUUCCUUCUCCCUGCCCCCGGGUCCCAUCCUGGAAGCAGCCAAGUUACUGCAGCAGCAGCAGCAACAACAGCAGCAGCAGCAGAGGCUUCAGCCUCAGCCUGGGGAUCCCGGAGCUGAGUGGGGCACAACAGCCCAAGAGGAGGAGCUGCUGAGCCCGAGCGCCUGUUGCACCAAGUGCAAGAAGCGGGUGCAGUUUGCCGAUUCGCUGGGGCUCAGCCUGGCCAGCGUGAAGCACUUCAGCGCGGCCGAAGAGCCUCAGGUGCCCCCAGCCGUGUUCUCCCGCCUCAAGAGCUUUCCCAUGCGGGAGCGGGACCUGGAGCAGAUAGGGGACCUGCUGGCCGCGGCAUUCUCCCCGCUCCUGCUGGAGGGCAGCAGCCCUAGUCCGGACUCGGCCCAAUCGCUGCCCCGCCUGCGGCCUCUCUUCCAGCUGCCGGGGCCAGGCGGAGCUGCUUCUGAGCUUCUCCAUUUACAGCGGGUGUGCCUGGAGCAGAUAGACUGCGGCGCGCCACUCUCCCUCGAGGUGAAGGGCUCCGGCCGGGUGCUGCGCUGCGCAGGGCCCCGCGAGGUGACCGUGCGCUACACCUUCACCGAAUGGCGCUCCUUCUUGGACGUGCCCGCCAAGCUGCAGUCCAGCCAGUCAGCCCAACUAGACGCGCAGGGACAAGAAGAGCAGCCCGGGCGAGCUCUCCUAGACCUAAGGCCCAGGAGCUCCGAGGACCGGGCUGGGGAACCCGGCGAACUGGACACCGAGCGCUUCCAUUUUUCACUGUGUUUGCCUCCGGGACUGCUACGAGAGAACACCGAGGAGGGGAAUCCAGGCUUCGAAGUCCACUUCGCAGUCUGUUAUCGUUGUGCGCAGGGCGAGUUCUGGGACAACAACGCUGGGGCCAACUACACCCUGAGGUGCCGUCCGGGUCUCUGCCAGUUGCAGCAUCCAGUGCAGGUGCCUUCUGAGGGCAGCCUAGAGGGCACUUAAUGAACCGAUGAUCUCCACUUCCC
Molecule: messenger RNA, 1786 nt
Organism: Gracilinanus agilis (Agile Gracile Mouse Opossum)
Lineage: Eukaryota; Metazoa; Chordata; Mammalia; Didelphimorphia; Didelphidae
Gene: PPP1R3G
Product: protein phosphatase 1 regulatory subunit 3G
Exons: 1
Coding region: 528-1763 (411 amino acids)
Biological process (GO): regulation of glycogen biosynthetic process
Cellular component (GO): protein phosphatase type 1 complex
Molecular function (GO): protein phosphatase 1 binding; glycogen binding
Source: RefSeq, a predicted model, not a curated record